UUUGUUCGCCUUUGAGGAUGUUGUAUUGAAACGUUUCCUGUAGAGGAAGGUUCAGAUGCUCAAUGACGAGUUGCAGCCGCUGAGGACAGGGGAAGUGAGGGUCGGUAUGGAGAGUGACGGGCAUGUUUAUAUUGUUUGCUGAAGGAAAUAGCUAUAUAAUUGUGCCACGGUCUACAUCUUUAUUUGCUGGUAUGAGGGUGGAAUAUCCUGAUCUUAUAGCUCGGAUAGUAUACAUUACGUAGUCACUGUGGCCUGGACAGGCACCGGUUCGGCCGCGUCGACCAGCUUGGGGAAGUUGGCCGUCAAACCUGGCUCCGUCCCAUCCUCAGGAUGUAGUUCCGAAAAAUAGUAAUUUGGAUACGGAGACUGGCGAAGUGUUAUUAACAUUAUCCGGCGCAAAUGUAGCUUCCUGUCUCCACGUGUUGGCGAUUCUAAUCGACUUGAGUCCAACUAAUCGAGCAUAUACUUUGUUUUACCUUUGUAUUCAAAGUAGAGCCUGGACAAGUCAUCACUGUGAUUGACCAUCUUCAACUUACUUCUUUUAGAGAUGAUGCUGGACGCACGGGCGUGGUCAGAUCGAUAGCAAGUUGAGCACCUGGGAGUAUAAAAGACGAGCUUGGCGACAACGUGCUGGGCAAAGCACUGACCAAGUUCACUGCACCAGAGUAGGUCAUUACAGGGCGUAAGCCGUUGGGGUCAGCGCUAGCGUUAGCUAACCCAGAUUACCUAGAUCUUGCAGUUUGCCGUUGACGGGUAAAGGAUUAUGACAUGCCUCAAGGUUGCCACGCCGAUUUCUAUAUUAAAAAAUGGCAUCAAUACUGGAUAUACGAUACUUCACGUCCAAUGUCUCGUGACAGCUUUUAAGUUAUAUUAGCAUCGCUUAUCAGCAUCUCAUUCUUUUUUUUGUUGGCGGCAGUUCGCCCAACAAGCCGAUCGCGGGUCCCCUCCAUUCUGAAGAGUCAGCACGCUCUGACAGCUCAGUGGCAGUUGGCGCAGCUGGCAAGCCUCAUGAACCAUAAAAAAAAAAGACAAAACAACAGGUGACACAUUUCUUACGUUAGAGCAACAUAACUCUAACCGUAUCUUGCCGCUGCUUUGGCUUCUAUAUUAGCUCAGGUUGCGUGAUUUCGGCUUUGCAGCGGGGUGUGUGGUUAGACCGAUGUUCCAAGCUGGGGCUGAGCGAUUAACCACAGGCCCCAUUGAUACCGGUGAAAAGGGAAGCUCAGCGUUCAACAAGACGUGUGUGUGUUUUGUAUUGGCCUCAAGCCGAUUGGUACCUGUUUGGGUGCGGAGACCACGCCUGUUCGGCUUAUCCUGCUCCUGGUAAUCGGGCAGCCGUGGAUCGGACAUCUACUCUCCUCUCCCUCCAAACGCAAGAUUGCCUUUUUAGUUGACUCCUCUAACUUCAAAACAAAGAGAGCAGAGCACAACGAAACCAUGAGCGCCUCUUCUCUUACAGCGAGAACAGUCUGGAGAGCGCACAAGCUCGUGCUGCCUCUACGUGCCACCAGAUGGAACAGCUCCCUGGUCGACAUCCCCGCCCAGAAGUUCGACCCUCCCGUCACAAGCCACGAGCAAGCGCAAGAAGAGGUUCGACGUAAAAUCUUCCAGGAUGCCGUCAAAGCUACGGCUCCCAGACAAAACUGGACCAGAGAGGAGAUUUCUGCUAUUUUCUACCAGCCGCUGCUCGACUUGGCGUAUCAAGCUGGCACUGUUCACAGACGAUUCCACAAAGCUGGAGAGGUACAACUAUGCACGCUUAUGAACAUCAAGACCGGAGGAUGCACCGAAGACUGCUCCUACUGCGCGCAAUCGACCCGAUACUCCAAAGAUACCGGCGUCAAGGCCAGCCGUGUUGAGAGCGUGGAGGAUGUUCUGGCCAAGGCUCGCGAGGCCAAGGAAAACGGUAGCACACGAUUCUGCAUGGGCGCUGCCUGGCGUGAAAUGAAGGGCCGAAAGAACAGUCUGAAGAACAUCAUUGAAAUGGUCAAGGGCGUUCGCGGCAUGGGCAUGGAAGCCUGUGUCACCCUCGGCAUGCUUGAUGCUGACCAGGCCAAACAACUCAAGGAAGCUGGUCUCUCAGCAUACAACCACAACCUCGACACUAGCCGCGAAUACUACCCCUCCGUCAUUUCUACAAGAUCCUACGAUGAGCGUCUGCAGACCCUGUCCAACGUCCGCGACGCCGGCAUCAACGUUUGCAGUGGUGGCAUUCUCGGCUUAGGCGAGAGCUCUACCGACCGCAUCGGCCUCCUGCACACCGUGUCCAACCUUCCCCAACACCCUGAAAGUUUCCCCGUCAAUGCUCUUGUUCCCAUCAAGGGCACGCCCCUCGGCGCCACUGAACCCAUCUCCUUCACUAGCAUGCUGCGUGUCGUGGCCACGGCCCGUAUCAUCAUGCCUUCUACCAUUAUCCGAAUUGCCGCUGGCAGAAAGACCAUGUCUGAGGAAAAGCAGGCUCUUUGCUUCAUGGCAGGAGCCAAUGCUGUGUUUACCGGCGAGAAGAUGUUGACCACCGACUGCAACAGCUACGAAGAGGACAAGGUGCUCUUUGGCAGAUGGGGACUGGAGCCCAUGAAAAGCUUUGACAAGUCUCCUCCUGAGGCCCCUUCAAGUUAAAAAUAGAACGACAAGAACAGAAUUGAAGUGUUUUACAAUAUUGUGUUUUUUAUUCGUUAUUCUCAUAAUCUGCUAGGUAUUUGUGACUUGGUUGUGGAUGGCGCUGCUGUAGUUUGAAGCACAACCCAUUCUUCAAUCACUCUUACUAAGGCUGUUACCUCAUCAAUGGUAUUGCCAGCGUGUAAACACAGCCGUACCCUAUCUGUGCCUUUUGGCACUGUAGGAAAGACAAUUGGCCGCAACAUAAAUCCUCUCUUCUGACAGUGGGUAGCAAGAUCGUGUGCCUUGGAUGUGAAAAGCGGCAUGAUAGGGGACUGGGGCAUGGCUUCGUCGAUUCCGAAAAUGCCAUUCGCUGGUUGGCGGUAUUUGCAGAGUGUUGAGAGGAGAUGAUGUGUUGUUUGAACAAGAGCGUGUAGUUUGGAUAGCAGAGCGUCCGCUUCGCCGCUGAUCAAGUAGUCGUAUGUUGCGCGGAUGGCAGCCAGCGUUGGAAAUCCCAUUGCUGUAGUAUAUAUAAGGCUUCGAGCGUAGUUGAUGAGGUAUGAUCGUGUCGUCUCUGAGCAUAAAACCAUAGCUGGGACAUAUUAGUAUUUGAUAAUGAAAUAUCUUGACCUAACUUACCGCCACUGCACCCCAUGGCUUUGCCAAACGUGUGCACCCUAGCCCAGAUUUCAUCCUCAAGCCCAAGCUGGCAGACAAGUCCGCGGCCAGAUUUUCCCAUAAUUCCAGUUGAAUGGGCCUCGUCGACGAUAAUCAGCCCGUUUCCAUAUGGCAGCUUUCGCUUGACGCACUGCACAAUGUCCAGCAUUGGCGCUGCAUCGCCAUCCAUACUGUAGACGCCUUCUACUGCUAUGAAUAUGUUUUUGGUGCCAUUAUAAUAAUCAAUACCGGAUUUGGAUCUCAGCAGCUUCUCAAGCACACUCUCCAGAGACGCGAGCGAAGAUAGACUGGUAGCCGUAGCGUCCCAUACUGUGUUGUGUCUGAAUGGGAUUUUGGCCGCUCUCGAUAACUUUAGUCCAUCGUGGACGCUUGCGUGUAUAUAUUCGUCGUAGAUUACAAUAUCUCCAUCAUUUGCCAUGCAGGAGAAUAGACCCGUAUUUGCUUCGAAGCCAGAAUUGAAGAGCAACGCAGAUGGUGCGCCAUGGAAUGUCGCCACAUCUUGUUCUAGUUGUUCUGCAAAGGUCGAGUUGCCGUCUAACAAUCGAGAUCCUCCUGAUCCUAGCGCUAGAGUGCUAUGCGACUGCAGUAAUUCUGUGUACUUUCGCUUUACUUGCGGGUUUGUAGAGAGCGAAAGGUAGCCGUUGGAAGAGAAGUCGACCGCGUCGGGAGCUGCCAAUGUGAGGCGUCGCAGUCUUCCCUUCUGCUGCCGACGAUCCAGCGUAGCCUGGAACCCAGCAUCGAUGCGGUUCGCAGCAGGCUUCAUGGCGAGGGAGCUGGUAUUAGGUCAAUUGAAACACAAAACAAAAACAGAAAGCAAACAAGAAGCUGGGGGGUCGUGAAAGCUCAGCAUUCUUCUGACGCAAGCCACCCAGUUUGUCACGGGCUCUAGAAUCACCUCAACACGAACUGCCCCUCCGAUGGCGGUAACCCGAUUGUAUUCUGGCAGGGGCUAUAUCACUUCCACACGCCCCUCUGGAUCUUAUCCGUUUUCGUGGUGUGCUGUGAGAGCACGUUUCUUUAUGCCGCGUUCCUUAUCUCGG
Molecule: messenger RNA, 4316 nt
Organism: [Torrubiella] hemipterigena
Lineage: Eukaryota; Fungi; Ascomycota; Sordariomycetes; Hypocreales; Clavicipitaceae
Source: the annotation of a GenBank genome assembly